AUGUCCGCUGCACGAUUGAACAUAUUUCCUACGAGAAUGGCAUUGACAGGUAUGAAGUCUCGUCUAAAAGGAGCUCAAACAGGUCAUUCGCUGCUCAAGAGAAAGGCUGAGGCCUUGACGAGAAGGUUCAGAGAGAUUGUCAAGAAGAUUGACGAGGCUAAACGAAAGAUGGGAAAAGUCAUGCAAAUCGCUGCUUUCUCAUAUGCUGAAGUCAUGUUUACGGCUGGAAAUGAUGUUGGAUAUAUGGUUCGUGAGAAUGUCAAACAAGCACAAACCAAAGUCCGUUCCAAAACUGAGAACGUGUCUGGUGUACAAUUACCUGCGUUUGAGAUGUUUGUUGAUGGUCAAAGUGCCUUCGAACUGACCGGUCUUGGCCGAGGAGGCCAACAAGUCCAAAAAUGCAAGGAAACAUACCAAAAAGCCGUCGAAGUGCUAGUCGAACUAGCAUCCUUACAAACAGCCUUUGUAAUCUUGGACGAGGUCAUCAAGAUUACCAAUCGAAGGGUGAAUGCCAUUGAGCAUGUAAUUAUACCCAAGAUUGAAAACACGAUAAAGUAUAUUAUAUCUGAACUUGAUGAGAUGGAUCGGGAAGAGUUCUUUAGGUUGAAGAAGGUACAAAACAAGAAGAAGAAGGUCAAGGAGGGUGAAGAUGCUGAACGUGAAGCUCGGCAAGCUGCUGGAGAUUCCGGAUUCUCUUCCAAGGAAGCUGCCGCAGAGACUCCCAACAUCCUGAAUGAAUAUGAAAAGGAUGAAGAUGUGAUUUUUUAG
Synchytrium microbalum is the source of this 768-nucleotide messenger RNA. RefSeq lists its product as uncharacterized. Lineage: Eukaryota; Fungi; Chytridiomycota; Chytridiomycetes; Synchytriales; Synchytriaceae. Bases 1 to 768 code for a protein of 255 amino acids. Gene Ontology annotation, biological process: vacuolar acidification. The transcript is spliced from 7 exons. The record is from RefSeq and is a predicted model, not a curated record. Gene Ontology annotation, molecular function: proton-transporting ATPase activity, rotational mechanism. Gene Ontology annotation, cellular component: fungal-type vacuole membrane; vacuolar proton-transporting V-type ATPase complex.